CCCGCAUUGAUCAAGAGUUUAUUUUGGAUACAGGCAGAGGAAGCUCAGCGAAAGCUUAAGAGACAGAAUGGAGAGGACCCAGCCCUGCCUCCAUUCUGCCCACUGUUUGCCAGCUUGGGAAACAUUCUGCAGUGUGACGUGCUGCUUGGCAUGCUGGGAGCUGUGCUGCAGUGGGCUAUGGAGCCCACUGGAGGACACUGGUCUGAGUCCAUGCUGCAGAGGAUGGUGGUUAGCAUUAAAACGAUGCGCGAGUGCACAGCUGCUGCACCUCCCUGUGAAGGAACUGGGCACUGUCACAAGGAGACUGUGUGGGACAAGGACAAAGCAGAGAGAAAAAGGAAAGCUGAACUGUGCUGGAAAAAGACCAUGGCUCAAACAUUAGAGAGCCAGAGUCAUUUUUUCAAUAAGUACAUAGAUCUGCUCACGCAGGAUUCAGAGGAUCUGGACGCCUCAGCCUCUACAUCAGCAGAGCAUAGCCCCAGUUCAUGUGAUGGUGCUCUGGUGUGUGUGGGACCUCGUCGUUGGAGUGCCAGAGGAGGAGAGAGGAGGCAGAUGGAGAUGUGUAUCCUGUGUCACGAAGCGCAGGAGAUCCUACCUGAUGGCACCGCCAUGGUGCUCGCUGCCUUUGUCCAACGCUCUACGGUCAUGUCAUGUCCAAGAACCGCAAAAGACCCCCUCACAAUCCAGAGAGCUAUGAUCCCCUCUUCAUGCACCCUGACCUGUCCUUUGGUACCCAUACCGGCAGCUGUGGCCACAUCAUGCACUCUCACUGCUGGCAGAGGUGGCGGUAAUGUACAAUUCAGCACAGAAGAAGAAGAGGAGGAGGAGCUGGGGGAAAAGCAAGGAAGAAGAGUAUUAAUGGUGUUUACUGCUCAUCUGGAGAGUCACCGCCAUCUUUCUACAGGGGGUUAGAAGGUUGUUUCGUCCUGAUUGCCUGCACCCCAGCAGCCUCGGAGCGGAACUGCUGUCUGACAACAUCUCCAAGAAGCUACACUCCAAGUGACUGUCUACCCCAACUGGUGAUGUGGAAGUCACACUUAGGGAAGUUAAGGUGGGCAUCCUGACUGUGAGUGAUGAUACCAGACAUGAUGGUUUCGUCCCAGCUGAUGUCCUGAAUGUUGCUGUGAUACUGGAAGGGGAGAUGUUCCUGAUGCUCUUGCUAUACUGCUUGGACUACUCUAUGUUCUGAACAUUAAGUAUCCCAUAGAACUAUGAUAUACCUUUUGAGGUACUUCAGAGAAUUUUCAUGAAAAUUGGCGAGCUGCACAGCAAUAGUUCACAAUCUAAAAAAUAAAUUAAUGCAGUGAUGUAAAAAUGGUGCAAGGCAACCAUAUUGUUCAGGUUUUUUUUCACAUGGAGCUUGGGGGUUCAAGCUUGAGUACAUAGAAUUGGAACUUUUUCACAUUUGAUAUGGUUACAUGGCUAUUUCACCCAAAAAUGAAAAUUUGCUGAUUUACUCAUCUUCAGGUCAUCCAUGAAUACUUUGAUGCAGAUUUUAUCUGCUGUUUGGACUGAAAGUUCAGGCACCCAUUCAUUUGCGUUUUAUGGACCUAUGUAUGGGUUCCGAUGAAGACAAAUGCAUACAAAUCAUGGAUGACCUGGGGUAAAUUAUCAGUAAAUUUUCAUUUUUGGGUGAACUAACACUUUAAAUGGCUUCUGAUCAUAAUUACACAUUGGUUUGUGUGCUUCAGCAAUAUUUUAUUGGUCAACUUGUGUACAAGGCUUAUACUGCGUGUUUGUAGACAAUACGUGUGCUGAGCCUUUGAAGUGUGAUAAUGCUGUUUUUUUUGUUAAUUUUAUACUUUUAUUCUCAUUUUGGAUACAAUUUUAUUUAUUUACUAAUAUUUAUUGUAUAAAUAUUAAAAAUAUAUUUAUAGUACUAAUAUUGAGUACAUCUAACUUAAAUGCUAGUUGAGGCAACUUUGCAGUUGAAUAAAGAAGUUGAGACGACUUAACUUUUCCUAACUACAUUUUAUAAGUUACAAUUACUUUAAGUGAACUUUUGUAUUGAAGUUCAUAAAACUAAAAAAAAAACUAAAAAAAAAAAAAAAUGGAAAAAGGCCACUUUAUGUUGUAAGUUGAGUCAACAAUUGUUGUUUUGUUUUUUUUUACAUUUUAUUUAUUAUUAUUUUUUGGGGUGUAAACUGUCCUGUGGUAUGUCAUUAGUGUUUUAUUUUUUUAUUUUAUUUUUAUUGUUUGUAUUACUCUGUGUCUUAAGCAGCACUGUAUGUGUAAAUGCACUGUAGGAUCGCUAUAAAUCAUCAACAAAUUCCUUGUAUAUUCAAGCAUACUUGGCAAGUAAAUCUUAUUCUGAUUCUGAAAGCUGUUCAUCACCCUCAGUCCUAAACUCUCAUCUCAUCCCCAUCUUAUGAUCUCUAACCCAAAUGUCUUUGGUGUACAGCACAAACAAAUGAACUGGUCUCACCGCUCCAAUAGUUUCAGAAGGGACUGUAGCUAGUUCUGACCAUGUAGCUGUGACUCUACAAACCCAAAGUAGCAGUUUCAUCUUUAAUUUUCUCUGACACUGGGAAAACAUGAUAUUUUCAGACUAGGAUAUCAUUUCAAACAGCUGAAAAUUUCAAACAAUAAUCUGAGAUUAUUCUAACGAAGAAGUUUAAACAUGAAGGCAUUGAAAUGGGCAGCAUCAGCAUAAUCUGCACCAACUCUAGUAUGUUCUAGAGAAAAGAUGAUACUUUUCAAUUUCAUUUAAACGCUUACAACGCUUAACUUAUCAAAACCAACCAUAAAAGGAUACCAUACACAACCACUCAGUACUACUGCAGGCCUACCUUGUAAUCUAACCUGUAGGGGUCCUUUGUCAACAUGGUCUCCCACAGGCCACUGUAGGUCUUGUCCUUGAAAUUGUGGCUGAUUUUCAGCCCCUGCCACUCAUCCUGCAUUGCAGCCAUGUUGCACACCGAUCUGCAGGAUUGAACAGAGCAAGUGAGUUUACAUAACAUUGUCUCAUAUGGUAUUGCAGUGUCAAAUAAGUUCUUGCGUCUCUAGAGGCUCCUUGAAAUCCCUCACCAGGUCUGCCACAUCACCAAAAGAGAGAAGGCUGGCCUGGUCCUCUGGCCAUGUGUCAGUGUUUAGCACUCUGAAAGACUCCACAGGGGUCUGGGCACCUUCAUCCUUCAGCAAACCACCAAACCUGGCUUUGAGCUCUUCCAUGCCAAUGUUGAUGGCUGCGUCUGUGUGCUGCUGUGGAUUGGUGAGGCCUGUGAAGCCUUUCAGAUUCCCCUUCAGUGUUAAUCCCUUUAACAGAAACACACACACAAACCAACUGACAAUGAAAUGUUUGGCCAUUUGUCAGCCAACAUUAAGGUUGCAUUUGUCUGGCCAUUUUUUUAAUGACUUCUCCACUGCAUUUCCAUCCUUAUCCUUUAAUUGGUUGUCUUGUAUUGUGCAAUUAAUACAUUAAUUCUCACACGAGUCUUAAUCAUUAAUUUCUCUUCCAUCCUAACAAACUCUCAUCCUAAUGUAACCAAGUGAGAAAUGGUCCGAUUAUUGUUUAAGUUAGGAAAGCUGUUAUGGCCUAAGUUGUCCUGGAGGUGUCAGUAAGUAGCGAUGUUGGGUACAAGCGAAGAGGCUAGGCAUGCGCGCACACACACUACGCAAUGUUCUGUGAGAAGUGCGGGAGAGAAGUUCGCUCUUGGGUUUGUUGGUAGAUCUCACACCAUCCAGUGUGUUCAUUUAAAAUGUUGGGGGUCUCAACUCCUGGAAAUUGAAGAUAUUGUGUGGUGCAGGAGCUCAUAUAUUUGUGACUGUAAUUUCAUUUUUAUUUGUUUCAACGAUGUCAGUGGGCAAGAUAAAGAGUAUAUUCAUUUGUUUUCUUUUUCUUUUAUAAAAUUAGCUCACUGCUGUACUGUCUGAUGUAAAACUUGUUACAUACAGUGUAGUCAAUUCACUUAUCAGGUCAAUUACCGAAUAAAUGUAAAUCUAAAGAA
Ictalurus punctatus (channel catfish) is the source of this 3947-nucleotide messenger RNA. RefSeq names its product E3 ubiquitin-protein ligase UBR2. Bases 151 to 912 code for a protein of 253 amino acids. Gene Ontology annotation, biological process: ubiquitin-dependent protein catabolic process via the N-end rule pathway. Gene Ontology annotation, molecular function: ubiquitin protein ligase activity. The record is from RefSeq and is a predicted model, not a curated record. The transcript is spliced from 10 exons. Lineage: Eukaryota; Metazoa; Chordata; Actinopteri; Siluriformes; Ictaluridae. Gene Ontology annotation, cellular component: ubiquitin ligase complex; cytoplasm.